ACUCAUAACUUAUUUAACUUUUUUUUUUUAAAUAAAUAGAUGAAUCUAGUGACAAACUUAUUUUUAUUUAAGGAUAAUUUAUGUUAAUUUAAAUAAUUUGAUUAUUAGAUAAAUUAUACUCAUUGUGUGAUGUUAUUGCUUAAUAAUUAAGUCGGGCUUGAUUCAUUCUUUUACCCGCCUGUGGUCGGAGUAUCCAAAUUUCGACAUCACAAGCCGAAGGAUGGACCAACAGGAAUUCCCCUCCCAGCUACCACCACAUUACCUGAUAAGAAUCUGAUAAUAAAUUGAAGUAUAGGCGGUUUUUUUCACACUCUGCAUAGAUAGGUGCCCUUCUGGAGAUUCGGAUUCCAAUACGAAUGUGGCAGAGAAAAGUGGAAGACAGUGGUUAGAUUGAGCCUCGUGUCAUUCCCAUAACUAUUUGUUGUAAGCUAAGGGAGUUCCGUGUUACAUCAAGGCUAUAUUGGUUACAAGGGAGGAAGAAUACUGAGAAAAGAGGAGCAUGGCGUCAGGGCAACUACGAGAGGAGCUGGCGAACAAGGCUAGAGAGGGCGAGACUGUUGUCCCUGGUGGAACUGGUGGAAAGAGCCUGGAAGCUCAGGAACAUCUGGCAGAAGGACGAAGCAAAGGAGGGCAGACGAGGAAGGAGCAGCUGGGAACAGAGGGGUACAAGGAGCUGGGAAGCAAAGGAGGACAGACGAGGAAGGAGCAGUUGGGGACAGAGGGGUUCAAGGAGUUGGGGAGCAAAGGAGGGCAGACGAGGAAGGAGCAGAUUGGGACCGAAGGCUACCAGGAGAUGGGGCGCAAAGGUGGGCUCAGCACCAUGGACAAGUCUGGAGGUGAGCGUGCUCAAGAAGAAGGCAUUUAUAUCGAUGAAGCCAAGUUCAGAACCUCUCCCUGAAGUUUAACUCCAUCCAAGUCUCCUUAUAAGAGUGAACUAGCAGCAGCAGCAGUAGUAGUAAUAGGAUCUAUAUUAGGAGGUAUGUAAAGCUAGGUUUGAAGUAAUCAGUACGUACUGUCUACUAGCUGUAGGGCAACUAGGUUUGGUGCUUGUUAACUAAGGAUGUAUGUUGUAGGCUGUUUUGACUUCAAGGGGUUUGUGUUGUGGUUUUAGGUUUGGGUUUACCCCUUGUUUGUAUGUGGCGGAUGGCUGAUGAAGUAAAUGAAGUGACUUGUAGCUUUGGUUGUA
Molecule: messenger RNA, 1186 nt
Organism: Vitis vinifera (wine grape)
Lineage: Eukaryota; Viridiplantae; Streptophyta; Magnoliopsida; Vitales; Vitaceae
Product: late embryogenesis abundant protein B19.3
Exons: 3
Coding region: 500-898 (132 amino acids)
Biological process (GO): response to abscisic acid
Cellular component (GO): cytosol
Source: RefSeq, a predicted model, not a curated record